AUGGCCGGUCGUCUGCCUGCCGUUGUCAUAGAUAAUGGCACCGGUUACACUAAGAUGGGAUAUGCUGGCAAUACAGAGCCACAGUUUAUUAUUCCAUCUUGUAUUGCCAUCAAAGAAAGUGCUAAAGUUGGUGAUCAAGCUAUUCGGAGACUGGGAAAAGGUGUGGAAGAUUUAGAUUUCUAUAUUGGAGAUGAGGCACUGGAUGCCUCUUCUUAUUCUGUCAAGUGGCCAAUACGACAUGGUAUUGUAGAUGAUUGGGAUUUGAUGGAAAGGUUCUGGGAACAAACUAUAUUCAAGUACCUUCGUGCAGAACCUGAAGAUCAUUAUUUCUUGUUGACUGAACCGCCAUUGAACACACCAGAAAAUAGAGAAUACACAGCUGAGAUCAUGUUUGAGUCUUUCAAUGUUCCAGGACUUUAUAUAGCAGUACAGGCUGUUCUUGCCUUGGCUGCUUCUUGGACAUCUCGCCAAGUUGGCGAUCGUACACUUACUGGUGCUGUUAUUGACUCUGGUGAUGGUGUUACCCAUGUCAUCCCUGUGGCUGAGGGUUAUGUGAUUGGUAGUUGUAUCAAACACAUCCCUAUUGCAGGGCGAGAUAUCACUUACUUCAUUCAGCAGCUGCUGAGAGAGCGUGAGGCUGGCAUCCCACCUGAACAAUCUUUAGAAACAGCCAAAGCUAUUAAGGAACGCUUCUCAUAUGUAUGCCCAGACAUUGCAAAGGAGUUUAGUAAGUAUGAUCAGGAUCCUGGCAAAUGGCUGAAGAGAUAUGAUGGAAUCAACAGUAUCACCAAGAAUGCCUUUAGUGUUGAUGUCGGAUAUGAACGCUUUUUGGGGCCAGAGAUCUUCUUCCAUCCUGAGUUUUCUAACCCUGACUUCACAAUACCCAUCUCUGAAAUAGUAGAUAAUGUUAUUCAAAAUUGCCCUAUUGAUGUCAGACGUGGUCUCUAUAGAAAUAUUGUACUUUCUGGAGGCUCAACCAUGUUUCGUGAUUUUGGACGUCGUCUUCAAAGAGAUGUUAAAAGAAUUGUAGAUGCUCGUUUGAAAGCCAGUGAAGAAUUAAGUGGGGGACGAUUGAAGCCAAAGCCUAUUGAAUGUCAAGUAAUCACUCAUCACAUGCAACGUUAUGCAGUCUGGUUUGGAGGAAGCAUGUUGGCAUCAACAGUAAGUAUAUAG
Messenger RNA from Acanthosepion pharaonis, 1173 nucleotides. The record is from the annotation of a GenBank genome assembly. NCBI's taxonomy places the organism in Eukaryota, Metazoa, Mollusca, Cephalopoda, Sepiida, Sepiidae.